AUGGGACUAUAUACCCUUCUCACAGGAAUAAUAUUUUUUCUGAUGACCAUCACAGGAAUUGUUGGAAAUCUACUAGUGCUGGCUGUAUUUUUGCACAGUGCACUCUAUGAUUGCAAGCUGAAGAAAGCAGAGAUAAUCCUGGUAAACCUGGCUGCAUCCAACCUUCUUGUAUUCCUUACAGGAGGUGUGCCAAACUUCCUAUAUGUGUUUGGAGUAAAAAAUGUCUUCAAUGAUAUAGGAUGCAAACUCAUUGUCUUUAUAUUUAGGGCUUCAAGAGCCUUGACCAUUAUGUUAACUAGUUUCCUUAGCUGUUUUCAAAGUGUUAUUAUUUGCACAAGUAGUCUAAGCUGGGUCCCUGUAAAGCAAAUAUUACAAACAUAUGUUGUUCACAUCAUUAGUUUUCUCUAUACCUUAAGCACGACUUUAAGCAUAAACCUCAUAGUUUUUACAUCAUCUCACAACAAUUCCAGUAUUCCAAAAUAUAGUUUCACUUUAGGGUACUGCAUAGUUGUCCAUCCUGACCAGAUCACCAUGCAGGGCACAGGUUACUUCAUUUUGGCACGGGACCUACUGUUUGUAAUCCUUAUGGCUUCUUCAAGUGCUUAUAUUUUAUUUGUCCUUUACAGGCAUGCAAGGAAAGCAAAAGAAAUCAGAAGCCAUGAUCCAAGUUCAAAACCUGCUGCGGAAAGCCAUGCAGCAAAAACUGACGUUGUUGAAAACAUGGCGGGGGUGCAUGCUUCGUCUGUGAAGCAAAUUAUUUCUAUGGCACCCCUUCCUGUGUAUGGAUGUAUUCAACAUACCAUUGGACAUUCUACAUAUCUCAACAUCCAGAAAAGAAAUGUUUACACUGGAGAAAUUCAAAGUGAAUUUCAAAAAUUCCGUGGUCAUAUCAAGGCAUCUUCUCAGAAAUUAACAAGCUUCAUACUUCUUAAAAAGAAGACUAAAAUGGAACUUUAUACCCUUCUCACAGGGAUUUUAUUUUUUCUGCUGGCCAUCACAGGAAUUGUUGGAAAUCUACUAGUGCUGGCUUUGUUUUUGCACAGUGCACUCUACGAUUGCAAGCUGAAGAAAGCAGAGAUAAUUCUAGAACACUUGGCUGCAUCCAGCCUUAUCGUGUGCUUAACUGGAGGUGUGCCAAACUUCCUGCAUGUGUUUGGAGUAAAGAAUUUCAUCAGUGACAUAGGAUGCAAACUUGUUGUCUAUGUAUUUAGGGCUAUAAGGUGCUUGACCAUUAUGUUAACUAGUUUCCUUAGUUGUUUUCAGUGUGUUAUUAUUUGUACAAGUAGUCUAAGAUGGACUUGUGUAAAGCACACCCUACAAAAAUAUAUUGUACCUAUCAUUAGUUUUCUCUAUACCUUAAGCAUGGUACUAAACAUCAACCUUACUUUUUCAUCAUUUUCAUCAGUAUCUUAUAACUCCAGUAUUCCAAAAUAUAGUUUCAGUUUAGGAUACUGCAUUGUUGUUUAUCCUGACCAGACCACCAUGCAGGGAGUAGGAUUCUUCACUUUGGCACGAGACCUACUGUUUGUCAUUGUUAUGGCUUCUACAAGUGCUUAUAUCUUAUUUGUCCUUUACAGGCAUGCCAGGAAAGCAAAAGAAAUCAGAACCCAUGAUCCAAGCCCAAAACCUGCUGCGGAAAGCCAUGCAGCAAAAACUGUGAUUACAUUAGUCACCUUGUAUGUCUCCUUAUUUGGGAUUGAUAGUCUGAUCUGGUUUUAUCAGUUAACAAUUGCCAAAGAAGUCCUGCGUAUCAUAACAGAUAUCCGUUAUUUCUUUUCAAUGUGUUAUACAUCCCUGUUUCCUUUUGUGAUCUGUAUCCUAAAUCCUAAAGUUAGAGGAAAGCUCCAGCAUUCUAUACCACAGCAUGAUGCAAAGAUCCAGGAAGUUGCUGAUUGCAGCCAUGAUCCAAUUACACAUGAAACAAUAGCCAGAGAUUGA
Protopterus annectens (West African lungfish) is the source of this 1938-nucleotide messenger RNA. RefSeq lists its product as uncharacterized. Gene Ontology annotation, cellular component: membrane. The transcript has 3 exons. Lineage: Eukaryota; Metazoa; Chordata; Ceratodontiformes; Protopteridae. Gene Ontology annotation, molecular function: pheromone receptor activity. The coding region runs from base 1 to 1938 and encodes 645 amino acids. The record is from RefSeq and is a predicted model, not a curated record. Gene Ontology annotation, biological process: G protein-coupled receptor signaling pathway.